Messenger RNA from Ictidomys tridecemlineatus (thirteen-lined ground squirrel), 2214 nucleotides. The record is from RefSeq and is a predicted model, not a curated record. NCBI's taxonomy places the organism in Eukaryota, Metazoa, Chordata, Mammalia, Rodentia, Sciuridae.
AUGUCAGAACAAGGCAAGGCCUCAGAUGUUCACAUCCAGGCAGCCAGCUGCCUGAGUGGCCCUUGUGUCAAUCCAGCUCUGGCUCUGGCCAGGAAGCUAGGACAUCAGGCUGUGGCGGAACGGCUCACCACAGUGUCCCCCUCUACUCUGCAGGAGAUCAUCACCUCUAUCCUGCUAAGUGGGCAGAUUGGGCCCAACAUCCAGCUGGCUGAGUGCUACGGACUGAGGCUAAAGCACAUGAAGUCAGAUGAGAUCCACUGGCUACACCCCCAGAUGAAGGUGGGUGAGGUGCAGGACAAGUAUGAAUGUCUACAUGUGGAGGCCAAGUGGAGUUCUUCUCCAGUUACCAACUCUCCCCUCCGUGACUCCUUUCUCUCCAGGCAGUUCUUCAAGGACAUGCCCCACAAUGCCCUUGACAAAAAGUCCAACUUCGAGCUCCUGGAAAAAGAAGUGGGACUCGACCUGUUUUUCCCAAAGCAGAUGCAGGAGAAUUUAAAGCCCAAGCAGUUCUGGAAGAUGAUUCAGCAGACCUUCCAUCAGUACGCCUCACUCCGGGAGGAGGAGUGUGUCAUGAAGUUCUUCAACACCCUGGUGGGCUUUGCAAACAUUGAUCAGUAGACCUAUCACUGUGAAUUUGUUCAAGUGUGGAACAUUAUGGUGGACCUGAUCAUUGGCCCCAAAGGCAUCCACCAGCUGACAAGUCAAGAUACAAAGCCCACCUGCCUGGCUGAGUUCAAGCAGAUCAGGUCCAUCAGGUGUCUCCCGCUGGAGGAGGGCCAGGGGGUCCUGCAGCAUGGUUGGGAUGGGGGUCCUGCAUCUUUGUUCAUCAAAACCUUGUCACUGGCAGAGGCUGAGAACAUGGCUGACCUCAUAGAUGGUUAUUGCCAGCUUCAGGGGGAACAUAAAGGCUCUCUCAUCAUCCAUCCCAAGAAAAAUGGUGAGAAGCGGAACAGCCUGCCCCAGAUCCCCACCCUAAACCUGGAAGCGAAGCGGACCCACCUCUCAGAAAGCUGCAGCAUAGAGUCAGACAUCUAUGCAGAGAUUCCCAACGAUACCUUGAGUUGGCCGGGAGGUCCACAGUACGGCAUUGCCUGUGAGGAUGUGGUUCUCAAUCGUAUUCUAGGAGAAGGCUUCUUUGGGGAGGUCUAUGAAGGGGUCCGCACAAAUCAUAAAGAGGAGAAAAUAAAUGUGGCUGUCAAGACCUGCAAGAAGGACUGCACCCUGGACAAUAAGGAGAAGUUCAUGAGCCAGGCAGUGAUCAUGAAGAAUCUCGACCACCCCCACAUCUUGAAGCUGAUCAGCAUCAUCGAAGAGGAGCCCACCUGGAUCAUAAUGGAACUGUACUCCUUCGGGGAGCUAGGCCAGUAUCUAGAGCAAAAUAAGAAGUCCCUGAAGGUGCCCACCCUCGUCCUGUACACGCUGCAGAUAUGCAAAGCCAUGGCCUACCUGGAGAGCAUCAGCUGUGUGCACAGGGAUAUCACCGUCAGGAACAUCCUGGUGGCCUCCCCAGAGUGUGUGAAGCUGGGGGACUUUGGACUUUCUUGAUACAUUGAGGAUGACGAGUAUUACAAGGCCUCUGUGACUCGUCUCCCCAUCAAAUGGAUGUCCCCCGAAUCCAUUAGCUUCCACGGCUUCACGACAGCCAGUGACAUCUGGAUGUUUGCCGUGUGCAUGUGGGAGAUCCUGAGCUUUGGGAAGCAGACUUUCUUAUGGCUGGAAAACAAGGAUGCCAUCGGGGUGCUGGAGAAAGGGGAACAGCUGCCCAAGCCUGUUCUCUGUCCACCUGUCCUUUACACCCUCAUGACUCGCUGCUGGGACUAUGACCCCAAUGACCGGCACCACUUCACAGAGCUUGUGUGCAGCCUCAGCCCCUUGUGGGCCACAGCUACUACUCCUCCCCAGACACUUGUUGCUGCCAUGCCCAGCCAGCUAUCCUCGGGCCCAGGGCCAGCACAAUACCUGAGAGGACGGCCCAUCUUGGUUGACUGCCAUCCAGGCCUUAACUCCUCUGCAGCGCCCUCAUACCUGGGUGUUGGGAUGGGCCUUCCUGUGACAGAGUCAGACACCUUCUCCUACCUCCCACUUAAGUUGGAAACAGUGAGUGACACAGGAUAUUCUAAUAAGACACACUCAUGCAACACCUCAGAACAAAGACAAGCUUCCAAAAAACUUUCUGGGUCAGCCGUGAGCUGCAGUGAUGAUGCCAUUUGGUGA